AUGUAUCCCCCUUGUAAAAAGAAAAAACUUAAUAAUAACGAGGUAACAAAUAUUUUUUUAAAAAAUGAAAAUAACAUGAGUGUUCAUAAUAUUUCCAUGAAUGCUGUUUUAUGUUCCUCAUUAAACCUAGAUAAUAUUUAUAAAUAUUUUUCAAAUUGUAUAUAUAACCCUAGAGAAUUUAAAUGUAUGAGAAUUGAUGUCCCCGUCACUUUAAGUACAGUACAAAAAUAUAUAAAAUAUUUGAAUAAUAAAAAGGAAAAACAAAAUGAUGAUAUAUGUAAAAUGAAAAAUGAACAAGUCAAUCAAACAAAACAUUCUAAUAAUAAUAUUAAAGAAGAGAUUAAAACCAAUGGAAGUAAUAAAUUAAGUGAUAAUAAACUAUUAGAUAGUAGUAACAAUUCAUCGAGUAAUAAAAUAUUAACAAAUAAUAAAUCACAUGAAAAUCUAAUAAAUAUAUCUAAAAAUAAUUCAUAUUUAGAUGAUAAUGUAAAUAAGAAUAAUUUUUUUAUAAAUGAUAAUAAUAGUGAUAAUAAAAAGAUAGAUACUUCUGAUAUUAAAAACAUGGAUCCUUUUAUUGAAUCUGAACAUAUAAUAAAUAAAAAAUUAAUUAUUAAUGUUUCCAUUUUUUCAAAUGGAAAAAUUAUAUGUACAGGUAAUAACUCAAUAGAAGCUUGUAAAAUUGCUAUGAAAAAAAUUGAAAAGAAAUUAAAACAAUUAAAUUUUAAAAAUAUUAAAUUAAAAAAAAUAACUAUUACAAAUAUUUUGGCUGUAUAUAAUGUGGGAUUUUCUAUAGUCUUGCCGCUAUUUGCUCAAUAUUAUAAAAGUGUGGAUUAUGAUCCAAAUGUAUUUCCAGCGUGCAAAGUAAAAAUUGCUCUUAUGAAUGAUGAGAAUAAGUCUAAUGACAAUAAGGAGCAGAAUGAUAAUAAUUUUGCUUGGUGUAAUGCUAAAAACACAAUAGACAAGGAUAAAAGCAAAGUGGACAUUGUUUCUGCUAGUAUUUUUUCAACAGGUAAUAUAACAUUAACUGGGGGGAAAAGUUACGAAAACCUUCAAAAAUGUAUAAAUAUAUUAUUACCAUAUUUAAUUAAAAGUAAAUCGCAACAUUAA
Molecule: messenger RNA, 1107 nt
Organism: Plasmodium falciparum 3D7
Lineage: Eukaryota; Apicomplexa; Aconoidasida; Haemosporida; Plasmodiidae
Product: putative transcription initiation TFIID-like
Exons: 3
Coding region: 1-1107 (368 amino acids)
Source: RefSeq, a predicted model, not a curated record